Triplophysa rosa is the source of this 2067-nucleotide messenger RNA. It is a transcript of the gene adora2ab, whose product is annotated as adenosine A2a receptor b. Bases 277 to 1635 code for a protein of 452 amino acids. The transcript has 2 exons. NCBI's taxonomy places the organism in Eukaryota, Metazoa, Chordata, Actinopteri, Cypriniformes, Nemacheilidae. Gene Ontology annotation, biological process: G protein-coupled adenosine receptor signaling pathway; adenylate cyclase-activating G protein-coupled receptor signaling pathway. The record is from RefSeq and is a predicted model, not a curated record. Gene Ontology annotation, cellular component: membrane. Gene Ontology annotation, molecular function: G protein-coupled adenosine receptor activity.
GCCGGUGAACCGGUAAAUCAACGUUCAAGCUGGGGUAUCAUUGCUGACCUUGAAGUGGCCCUCGGUGACCUCAAAAGUGGUUUAACUGCUGGCACCAGGACCCGUCCUCCUGCCCUCUCCACAGAAAAGCAACAUUUGCUUAGAAGAAGGGAUUGGCUGGAUUGGUUCUUUCUCACUCCUAUUAUCGAGUGGCAGAGCAAAGUCUCACCAAGCAAUUAUCGGGAGCACAACUAUGCGUGUCCCCGAGGAUGUCCAUUCACACUGGUUGAUGGCACCAUGUCUUCUCUCGUCUAUAUUGUUCUCGAGCUGCUGAUUGCGGUUUUGGCCGUCGCAGGAAAUGUUCUAGUGUGUUGGGCCGUCUGGCUCAACAGCAACCUUCAGAGCAUCACCAACUUCUUUGUGGUGUCGCUGGCCGUGGCGGACAUCGCCGUGGGGCUCCUGGCCAUUCCGUUCGCCGUUACCAUCAGCACGGGCUUCUGCAGCCAUUUUCAUGGAUGUCUCUUCAUCGCAUGCUUUGUGCUGGUGCUCACCCAGAGCUCCAUCUUCAGCCUGCUGGCCAUUGCUGUGGAUCGGUACAUCGCCAUCAAGAUUCCAUUGAGGUACAAUAGCCUUGUCACAGGCCAAAGAGCUAAAGGCAUCAUCGCAGUAUGUUGGACACUUUCAGUGGUUAUCGGUUUGACUCCCAUGCUGGGCUGGAACAGACGUGUGGCCACAAACAACAACAGUUCCUGUCAUCAAGGUAUGACCGAGUGCAUGUUCGAGAACGUGGUCACCAUGGGUUACAUGGUUUACUUCAACUUUUUCGGCUGUGUCCUGAUGCCCCUGUUAGUCAUGCUGGCCAUCUACGUGCGGAUCUUCAUGGCCGCCCGUCGCCAGCUCAGACAGAUGGAGCAGAAGCUGGUGCACGUGCAAUGGCACGCCCAAGGGGAGGGGUCCUCUUCACGGUCCAGGCUGCAGAGGGAGGUCCACGCAGCCAAGUCCCUCGCUAUCAUAGUGGGUCUCUUCGCUAUCUGUUGGCUCCCGUUACACAUCAUUAACUGUUUCACGCUGUUCUGCCCACAGUGCGACCGCCCGCAGGAGUGGGUCAUGUACCUGGCCAUCAUGCUUUCACACGCCAAUUCGGUUGUAAACCCGUUUAUUUACGCCUACCGAUUACGUGACUUUAGGCAUACUUUCAGAAGGAUCAUCCGACAGCAUUUUCUAGGGAAUGAAAACAGACUGUCUAAUGGUAACAGUAACGGCGGCAUGGUUGGGUCUUCGGCUGGGGUCAGCGUGAUUGACACUAGUACAAUGUCAAAUGGAUAUGUUUUGGAGACCAGUCCCAUCCACAGCGUGAUUUCCUGCAAUGACUUUGGAAUUACAAAGGAAAUACCCUUGAAUAUCAGGCAAAUGAGGUCACAAACAGAAUUCCAAGAUUUAGGUUACGGUUUAAAUGGACAUCACUCAGUUGAACAUUCCUUUCCUGACAAUUCAAAGCAUGUUUUCUCAGGACAGAGUGGGAAUGAAAAACCCUCCAUCAGAGACCAUGUAGAAGUCAUGACUGUAAAAGACUGCAAUGCUAUAACUAAUGUACAUAUCAGGUGUCUGUUACCCACAAAAACAAGCAGCCCAUCCGAUCUCACACAAGUAUCAUGACUCAAACGUUCUUUAUUCCAAAAAAAAGAAGCAGUCCUCCCUGUUUCACAUUUUUGCCAACAGAGGCUUGUCUUACUUCAAAUCUAGUUAGUGAUCAUUAAAAAUAUGUGUCAGUUGUUGUGUGAGUUAUGUGGUUUACCCACGUUACAGGACUAUCCCAGGGUCAUGACUGGCAAACUCUGAUCCAAAAUGAUGAUAUAUGUACUUAUACAAAAUGAUGAUAUAUGUAGGUUUAUUUUAUUGUAUUGUAUUUCUUAAUUUUGUUAUACCCAUAGGCCCUUAUUUAAAUGAUUGUGUACUGUAUUCUAUUGUGUUAUGAUCUCUGUGUACUGUUGUUGCUGUUUCUGUGUUCUUGAUGCUCCUGUCACCAAAACAAAUUCCUUGUAUGUGCAAACAUACUUGGCAAUAAAGCUCUUUCUGAUUCUGAUUCUA